Molecule: messenger RNA, 2421 nt
Organism: Myotis daubentonii (Daubenton's bat)
Lineage: Eukaryota; Metazoa; Chordata; Mammalia; Chiroptera; Vespertilionidae
Gene: LTF
Product: lactotransferrin
Biological process (GO): antibacterial humoral response; iron ion transport
Cellular component (GO): extracellular region; recycling endosome; plasma membrane
Source: RefSeq, a predicted model, not a curated record
GGACAAACCCAUGAUGUCAGCAAGCCCUACAUAAAGGGCUGCAGAGCAGGCGCAGGUGGCAGAGCCUUCGCUGGAGCCACCUCAGGACCCCAGGCAUGAAGCUCAUCUUCUCUGCCCUGCUGUCCCUCCUGGCCCUUGGCCUGUGUCUGGCCGCCCCUAGGAAGAGCGUUCGAUGGUGCACCAUCUCACCAGCCGAGACAACAAAAUGCUUUGCAUUCCAGCGGAAUCUGAGAAGAGUGCGUGGGCCCUCCAUCUCCUGCGUAAGGAAAACCUCCUACACGGAGUGUAUCCAGGCCAUCGCGGCAAACAAGGCGGAUGCUGUGACCCUGGACGGCGGGCUGGUGUAUGAGGCCGGCCUGGAACCCUACAAGCUGCGGCCUGUAGCAGCCGAGGUCUACGGGACGGAAGAGAAGCCCCAGACCCACUAUUACGCUGUGGCCGUAGCGAAGAAGGGCAGCAACUUCCAGCUGAACCAGAUGGGAGGCGUGAAGUCCUGCCACACCGGCCUGAACAGGUCCGCCGGCUGGAACAUCCCCAUGGGUGUGCUUCGUCCGUUCCUGAACUGGGAAGGCCCCCCCACGCCCCUUCAGGAAGCCGCGGCCAACUUCUUCUCGGCCAGCUGUGUGCCCUGUGCGGACGGGACUCAGUACCCCAACCUGUGUCGCCUGUGCGCGGGGACAGGGCAGAACAAAUGUGCCUGCUCCUCCGAGGAGCCCUACUUUGGCUACUCCGGUGCCUUCAAGUGUCUGCAAGAUGGGGCUGGAGACGUGGCUUUUGUCAAGGACAGUACACUGUUCGAGAACCUGCCAGACAAGGCUGAGAGAGACCAGUAUGAGCUGCUCUGCCUAGACAAUACUCGGAAGUCAGUGGAUGACUUCAAGGAGUGCUCCCUGGCCCAGGUUCCUUCUCAUGCUGUUGUGGCCCGAAGUGGGGAUGGCAAGGAGGACUUGAUCUGGAGGCUUCUCAACAAGGCACAGGAGAAGUUUGGAAAAGGCAAAUCGUCGGCAUUCCAGCUCUUCAGCUCCCCGCGUGGGCAGAAGGACCUGCUGUUCAAAGAUAAUGCGCUCGGGUUUUUGAGGAUCCCCCCGAAGAUAGACGCUGGGCUGUACCUCGGUUCCAACUACGUCACUGCCCUCAAGGGCCUGAAGGAAACAUCCGAGGAGGUGGAGGCGCGGCGCGCACGGGUCGUGUGGUGUGCGGUGGGCCCCGAGGAGCAGCGCAAGUGCCAGCAGUGGAGCAGCCAGAGCAAUGGGACAGUGGCCUGUGCCACCGCCGCCACCACCGAGGACUGCAUCGCCCUGGUCCUGAAAGGAGAAGCUGACGCCAUGAGCUUGGACGGAGGAUUCAUCUACAUCGCGGGCAAAUGCGGUUUGGUGCCUGUGCUGGCAGAGAGCCAAAAAUCCGAAGAGAGCGGUAACUCUGACUGUGUGAAUAGACCAGUGGAAGGGUAUCGAGCCGUGGCGGUUGUCAAGAAAUCAAAUGCUGGCUUCACCUGGAAUUCUCUGAAAGGCAAGAAGUCCUGCCACACCGCCGUGGGCAGGACUGCAGGCUGGAACAUCCCCAUGGGUCUGCUCUUCAACCAGACAGGCUCCUGUAAAUUUGAUGAAUUCUUCAGUCAGAGCUGUGCUCCCGGGUCCGACCCGAACUCCAACCUCUGCGCACUGUGUAUUGGCAAUGAAGCGCGCCAGAGCAAGUGUGCCCCCAAUAGCAAUGAGAGAUACUACGGCUACACUGGGGCUUUCCGGUGCCUGGCGGAGAAUGCGGGAGACGUUGCGUUUGUGAAAGAUGCCACUGUCCUGGAGAACACGAAUGGAAAGGGCACUGAGGAUUGGGCUAAGGAUUUGAGGCUGGAGGACUUCGAGCUCUUGUGCCUCAACGGCACCCGGAAGCCUGUGACUGAGGCUAAGAGCUGCUACCUGGCCAAGGCCCCAAAUCAUGCUGUGGUAUCUCGGAGAGAUAAGGUGGAGCACCUGGAGCAGGUGCUGCUCGACCAGCAGGCUAAGUUUGGAAGAAAUGGACGUGACUGCCCAGGCACGUUUUGCUUGUUCCAGUCGGAAACCAAAAACCUUCUUUUCAAUGACAACACCGAGUGUCUGGCCAACCUCCAAGGCAAAACGACGUAUGAGAAAUAUUUGGGAGCAGAGUACGUCACGGCCGUUGGGAAUCUGAGGCAAUGCUCCACCUCCCCACUUCUGGAAGCCUGUGCCUUCCUGAGGAGGUAAAACCCAAGAAGAUGGCCCAGUCCCACAGGGAGCCUCGGCCCUCGCUGGCACCCGCCCCGCGCCCCCCCCCCCCCCUACAUCCCCAGGCCCCCGGGGCCUCUUCUCCCUUCCCCCGGGCAGUGUGCUAGUCACACCUGUUUGCACAAUUCCCUGCUGUCAUCCUCGCAAGAAAUAAAACCAGAAAUGCUGUUGAUUUUCA